AUGAAGGAUAUUGAUAAAGUUAUGAAGGGAAGAUUUCUAUACAAAGACACAGAGCUGAAGUGGGUUUUACAACAGUUACAUCAUCAUCAUCGUGAGAAUUGGAAGGUUAGUCUUGAUCCAGAAAAAGGCAAGUCAGAAAAGAAAAGAAAAAUUAUCAAUUCUCGUAGAAGUGAUAAGAAAGAGUAA
This is a messenger RNA of Funneliformis geosporum, 186 nucleotides long. The record is from the annotation of a GenBank genome assembly. Lineage: Eukaryota; Fungi; Glomeromycota; Glomeromycetes; Glomerales; Glomeraceae.